AUGUUUGGCGGGGGGGUUCAUGAAGGCACUGGCCUGCAGGGGGCGCUGCCAGUGCCCGUAUUCGAGGCGCUGCACAAGCACUUUGGAGUGAGCUUCGAGUGCUUCGCCUCCCCCCUCAACAGCUACUUCAAGCAAUUCUGCUCUGCCUUCCCAGACUGUGACGGAUACUUUGGGUCCCGAGGCCCCUUCCUGAGCUUCUCUCCAGUCAGCGGCUCCUUCGAGGCAAACCCCCCAUUCUGUGAAGAGCUGAUGGACGCCAUGGUGUCUCACUUUGAGGACCUGCUGGAGCGCUCGAGUGAGCCGCUGUCCUUCAUCGUGUUCGUCCCAGAGUGGCGCGACCCCCCCACGCCCGCGCUCACCCGCAUGGAGUCCAGCCGCUUCAAGAGGCACCAGCUCACCGUGCCGGCCUUCGAGCACGAGUACCGGAGCGGCUCCCAGCACACAUGCAAGAGGGAGGAGAUGUACUACAAGGCAGUCCACGGCACUGCCGUCCUCUUCCUCCAGAACUCUGCCGGCUUCGCCAAGUGGGAGCCGACAGCCGAGCGGGUCCAGGAGCUGCAGGCGGCGUACCGCGUCUCCGGCCGGACCCUGACCUCCCCGGGCCCUGCGCCCGCCACCGGCACGGGGGACAAAGAGCUCGAAACGGAGCGCGAGCAGGGUACGAGCCAGGAGACACCCCUGACCGGGGACACCACACCCCCCCCUGGGGUCACGCCAGCCCCCGACCCAGCCAGCAUCUGAAAGAGGGAAACCAGCCUGGUCAGGCAGGCCCUGUGGGGUUCAGUAGGGACCCUGUCCCUGCUGAUCUGUGCUUGUUUUUAAAUGAACUGACGAUUCUGUUCUGGCAUUUAACACAGCGUGAUUAUCUGACAGCGCCCCCUUCAUUUGAAAUGCUCGGAAUAAGACUUUAACUGUGCCUGGCUUAUCAUUUUCACUGAUAAAACCAGCUGGGCAACUUUUUACUGCUGUGUUUGGGUUGGAUUCUGUCCCGUCCUGUUACAUCCCCUAUGUACCUCUGUACCCUGACACAUAAAAUAAUUGAGAUGGUGAGUGUUCGGGCAGCUAUGUAUGUGAACUGACGUUAUCCAGGCCCCUGUCAAGGACUGGUGUAUACAGGGUGCUGAAAUUACUACAGAAACCCUUUUCCCUUUUUUCUCUUCUGAUGAGCCAGUAGAUCAGAAGGAUCGUGAACCUCAGCAGCAGACCCAGGAGGAGACCAUGUUGGGGGUGUUUUUUUUUCUUUGAGACACUUUACUUUAGAAACUGCUGCAACAAAACGAGACACCUUUCAGCAACGAUUGCUCUUCACAGGUCGUGACUGAGAGCAGAUAGCAAGCAGGCUCCCAUUGCAGUGCAGUUCGGUUCAGUCGAGGUUUUGCAGGUCCUGUCUGAAAGCA
Molecule: messenger RNA, 1397 nt
Organism: Polyodon spathula (Mississippi paddlefish)
Lineage: Eukaryota; Metazoa; Chordata; Actinopteri; Acipenseriformes; Polyodontidae
Product: mRNA (2'-O-methyladenosine-N(6)-)-methyltransferase-like
Exons: 4
Coding region: 1-741 (246 amino acids)
Cellular component (GO): nucleus
Molecular function (GO): RNA polymerase II C-terminal domain binding; mRNA (2'-O-methyladenosine-N6-)-methyltransferase activity
Source: RefSeq, a predicted model, not a curated record